AUUUUGGGGAAUAUCUCCGAAUUCCAAAGAGUGGUUGAGGUGCUCCAGGACAAUGUGGACUUUGAUAUCGAUGUGAAUGCCUCUGUGUUUGAAACCAACAUUCGAGGUGAGGGCUGCCUUCGAGGGCCUGUAGGAGAGAAGGGAUUGUGGAGUUGCCUCUUUGAAAACCAAGAAAGUGAAUACGGUCUUCAGAAUCCACCGUCCUUGGGUACGGGGCCCAAACCAGUGACUGGUGGCACUGCUGCCUUCCUGGUGUGUGGGAGGGAGAGGGCUCAGGAUCCCUCAUCAGUGUCAGACAUAAAAGUGAGUGGAGGACUGGAAGGAAAUAUGCCAGAAUUACAUGAAGAGCCCUUAUCUGGUUCUGUGAACAAGAAGGGUAUAAACUCUGCCUUCUUUCUGAUUACUCCCCAUUCAGUAGAAUUUUCUGGGAUGAUGGAAAUGUUUUUCGUUUGGUUUGUAGUUUUAGAUGUAUGUUUGUUUUGAGAACUGUCCUUAACCGUUGCUUGGUCUGGCCUGGAAUUCACCACCAUGUAGGCCAGGCUGGCCUCAAAAUCAAAGCAAUCCACCCUUCUUGUCCCAGGCUGCUGAAAUCGGGGAUUGCAGAUGUGAGCCAUCAUAUCUAUCUCCCAUUUUCCUUUUUUUUUUUCUUUUUUUUCUUUUUUUUUUGAGACAGGGUCUCCCUGUAGCCCCAGCUGUUC
This is a messenger RNA of Nannospalax galili (Upper Galilee mountains blind mole rat), 698 nucleotides long. RefSeq names its product endoplasmic reticulum mannosyl-oligosaccharide 1,2-alpha-mannosidase. Gene Ontology annotation, biological process: endoplasmic reticulum mannose trimming; mannose trimming involved in glycoprotein ERAD pathway; carbohydrate metabolic process. Gene Ontology annotation, cellular component: membrane; endoplasmic reticulum. NCBI's taxonomy places the organism in Eukaryota, Metazoa, Chordata, Mammalia, Rodentia, Spalacidae. The record is from RefSeq and is a predicted model, not a curated record. Gene Ontology annotation, molecular function: mannosyl-oligosaccharide 1,2-alpha-mannosidase activity; calcium ion binding.